AUUUCUUCGGAAAACAUGCCGCAGGAAGCUCAAAUCAGUCCAGAGCUUCUGGAGGUCGAAAAUUCAGAGGGAUCCAGCAGCGAUGAGGAAUUCCGGUCCGCUGAAAGAGCAGAAUUCGACUCGCACCGAGAGCGAAUUCCUCGGAAUUUCGCUGGGAACAUUUUCGAAGACAAUGAAUCCUCAGAGGAGGACGUUGCCGACCUCGGAAGAGACGAAAAGAAACGUUCCGCGUCCUCGUCUCCGUCCGAUUUUAGUACGGAGAGCAACUAUCCCUCAAGGCCUUCCGGGGAAUCCAGAAAAUCCGAUUCGGCUCGCUCAAAGGAGAACCAUUUAAAAAGAUCGACUAGCGCAACUGAAAUAUGGCCGAGAUCCGACGUCACUUUCGAAUCAUCGGUGAUUUGCGCAGCGGAAUCCUUCGCCUCAUUGGAAGGACACCCAGUUGAGAUGUCGAAUUCGAUUCCACUCGAUGAAGCUUCCCUUAGAUCUGUGGUUUCCUCGCAAUCCCAAAAACUCAUCGACACAGUUGAUUUCGAACAUCUUGCCGCAUCUCGUACAAAUUCUAGAGCAUCCUUCCAUGAAGAUAUCUCAAGAAACGCAGAUUCCAGUGCGACAUUGCCCAACAACAUAGAAACGUCACCGAGAUCGUCCACUUCUAAAAGUGAGAAUCAGGAAUUGCCUUCGUCAAAAGAGCCCACGUUUACCGCGUUUCCAUUUCAUAUUACUGGCGUGCCUGAAAACAUCCAUUACGAAAGUAGCGAAACCGAUGAUGACACUGCCAUGGCUAACAUCAGAGUUCAGGACAAGCCGAUCGAAACCAUGGAAAUGCAACCUAAGAGACUUCCAUCCAGAAUUCUCCAAAAUACUCCAAAGGCCCGAAUCAACUCAAUUCGCAUCCCUUCCUUGGAGUCAACUCGCAAUUCGGACAAGUUGAAUGAAAGGACUUCGAAACAACUUCUGCACGACUGUUUUGUUCAGUUGGAGAGCAACGACUGGGAGGUGGCGCUGAAAGGACUGAAAUCCUUAUCUCAGAUUGUCAAACAAAAUCCGGAACAGUUGGAUUCUUGUACUCCGGGAACAAUAGGGCGACUUUUGGGAAAACAGAUAAAAAAUCUCCGCUCUCAAGUCUCGAGAGCUGCUUGUUUAGCAGCUGGGAACAUUUUCAGUGUCCAAGCUCGAGGAAUCGAUCAGGAUCUGGACAACAUAACCGGUGCUUUGCUGCAUAGAACUGCCGAUACAAAUAGAUUUCUUCGAGUAGACUGUCACGCUGCACUAGACAAGAUGGUCGAACACCUUUCCCCCCACCGAAUAAUUGGAAUAAUUGUUUAUCGUGGCGCGUCGCAUCAAAAUCCCAUUGUACGUGCCACAACUGCUCGACUUUUGUCCGAUAUUGUCGAAAGAGUUGGUCCGGAGACUGCCAUGACGUUACAGCGUGACGUCAGAGACAAAUUGUUAUCAACUGGAGCAAAACUUUUAAUAGACGGAAAUUUAGAUGCACGGAACCAUGCGAAAAGAAUGUUUCGUCUCCUUGUUCGUUGCGAAGGAUUCCGAAAGGCUCUGACGGAAUCUGUACCAGAUACCACCUUAAGGCAUAUCGACAAAACCUUAAAGUCUCUCUAAACGGGAACUUCCAGCUCCGGUCGUGACUUUGAUCGGGUCCUCUCAGAAGAAUUCGGCAUCAAUUCAUAGGAUGUUUAAUUGAAGAAGGAAAAUGGCGGCUAUCUGCAAGAAGGAUCUUCGCCUUCAUGCCCUCCUUUUUCGUGACUUUAUUUGCGGUACCAGAAAUAUAUCGACAUCGUUAAUUGUCAUAAUCAUAUAUGUGGAUGAAUGUGUAUGCAGUUAUGAAAAUAUUUCGGACACGACGUUAAAAGUCCUCAUCGAAGAAAGUAUUCGCUUCGCGAAAAGUCAGUGGAGGACAACACGGCGCCAUCUUUGGCUUGUCAGAAAUGAAUGUUUUCUUUCGAGUCAGAAGUUAAUCACAUAUAAUAAAUUCCGGUAGAAAGUUAAUUGUAAGUUAAAAGCAAUUAAUAAGGAGAUUCAAUACAAUUUCGAAGAAAACACUUAUUUAGUUAAAGUUAAAUUACCCUCAACUAAUGGAAAUGUGAAGUCGUGUUGGCGGCGAGAAUUUAUGCGAUACAUUGGAAUGAUUGAUGUUUAGGAUAUUUUAAUACUUCCGUUUUCAAUGUUCAUACUUAUUUUAGCUUCAUUGUCGGCUACAAAACAAUUCGCGAACCUGCAGUGCCUUAUUUAAACAUUAAAUAAAUAAACGAGGCAUUAACCUA
Messenger RNA from Orussus abietinus, 2279 nucleotides. RefSeq names its product TOG array regulator of axonemal microtubules protein 1-like. Gene Ontology annotation, cellular component: cilium; cytoplasmic microtubule. Gene Ontology annotation, biological process: microtubule cytoskeleton organization. The record is from RefSeq and is a predicted model, not a curated record. Gene Ontology annotation, molecular function: microtubule binding. NCBI's taxonomy places the organism in Eukaryota, Metazoa, Arthropoda, Insecta, Hymenoptera, Orussidae.